CGUGAGUGGCCGCGCGCUUAUGGGCCCCGUCGUUGCGCGUUCACGCAAUACGCAACCAAGCAAUCGAUCUUCAAAUCAUACGUCGCUAAGCAACCCCCUCAGCCAUGCCAUAGAGAUCAGCGCAGUCGCGCACCUUCUGCGUGACGUGAGCGAUCCUCCUGUUUGUUUGUGUAGCUCGAGGAUGAAAAUGGCGGUGGGGAGAGAUCAACGCGAGAAUUAAACACACAAAUGACCAUUUGACUUAGAUGACAGCAGCACUGCAGCCCCGCAACGGAAUAAGCAAAUACCUCAGCAUCAUCUGAGUGCAUUUGCAAAGGCAAACACCAGAGUUUAACGAAGAAAAAACAGCGCCCUGGAUUUAAAAUAGCUCCUGAAAUUAGCCCGCUAAGUUAACCUCGCUAGCUUAGCCUACACUCAACUGGAAGAUUCAACGACCACCACAAUAACGGAAUAAUUUUCACGGAUUAAGAUGAACUGCGCUUUUUUCGCUUUAUCGCUUAAAUUCAAGUUCAGUCGUGGGCACUGGGCUUGCAAAAAUGUUUGCAUCUGACUGAAUGCAUAACUAAUCGUCCCAUCUGGCAGCAUUAGCCUGCAAACAUCAUUCUACAGACAUCCUAAAGUUCAACAGGCAUCUGGAUUGAACAGGUUACGUCAGGUGUCCGUUUCACCACUGCCUCCCCCGGUGGGAUGGGUCUGAAUGACAGAGAGGGUAUGGCGCCGUAGCAUUGACAUCGCUCCCAUCACUUAAACCCAGUGGACCACAGCCAUAGUGCUCCUCUCAAUGAGGAUCCCUCUGGAGCCCUAGAUCAAGUGUUCAUAUGCUCAAAAUGAGUGCUGCAGGGGAGAAUGCCCUUGACCCCCACACCCCAGAACCAAGGAAGAGGAAGUGCUCACCAUGUGAUACCUCUGGUCCAAGUGUGGAGAAGCGACGCCGGGAGCUGGAAUGCCGCUACAUCGAUGAACUGGCCGAGCUGCUGUCGGCCAACAUGAGCGACAUUGCCAGCCUGAACGUAAAGCCGGACAAAUGCCACAUCCUAAAAAGCACCGUGGACCAGAUCCAGCAGAUUAAACGGCGCGAGCGAGAGAAAGCAGCUCUGAUGUCUCCAGAAAAUGAGGUGCAGAAGAGCGACAUAUCGUCCAGCAGUCAGGGGAUGGUAGAGAAGGAAGCCCUCGGGCCGCUCCUCUUAGAGGCCCUGGAUGGCUUCUUCUUCGUGGUGAACCGUGAGGGCCGCAUCGUGUUUGUGUCUGAGAAUGUCACCGGUUAUCUGGGCUACACCCAGGAAGAGCUGAUGACCUCCAGCGUCUACAGCAUCCUUCACGUGGGAGAUCACAACGAGUUUGUGCGUAACCUGCUGCCCAAAAGCCUUGUAAACGGUGUGCCGUGGCCUCAGGAACAAGGCCGGAGGAACGGGCACACGUUUAACUGCAGGUUGCUGAAAAGGCCUCCGGACGAGGUGGACACUGAAAACCAGGAGGCUCGACAGCAGUACGAGCUUAUGCACUGCUUCACGGUUUCUCAACCCAAAGCAGUACAGGAGGAGGGCGAGGACUUGCAGAGCUGCUUGAUCUGUAUAGCAUGCCGAAUGCCCCGUCUACCGCAGAUCCCUGUCAAUACAGAGUCCUUCAUCACCAGGCAGGACCCUACAGGGAAAAUAAUCUCUAUUGAGACCAGUGCUCUGAGGGCCACAGGGCGACCAGGCUGGGAGGACCUGGUCAGGAAGUGCAUCUACGCAUUCUUCCAGCCUCAGGGCAACGAGCCCUCCCAUGCCAAGAAGCUGCUUCACGAGGUGAUGACCCAUGGCACGGCCAUCAGUCCUCUGUACCAUUUCACACUCAGUGAUGGGACUCCUCUCAGUGCGCAGACGCGCUGCAAAUUCUGCUGCCCCCCAAACCCAGAUGUACAGCCCUUCAUCAUGGGCAUUCACACUAUAGACAGGGAACACAACACUGCUAGCUCUCAGGAAAACACUACCCCCAGCCUUCCGUCUCCUGCUGCCCCACCCUCCCGCUCACCUGCCCUACAGCCCUCCAGUGACCUCAGCCUCCAUCUCAGCAACAGCAACGGCACCUGUGCCACUCCUGGACCCCCCACACCCACUCCGCCGGGUUACCUGACACCCAGCCGCGUCGGGCCAUCUCAGCAGGGCAGCAGCCCGUCUCCACUAGGCAGCCCCCUCACAGCCGCCCCUACCUCAUUCAUGUCACCUCGACCUCCACGGGGCAGCCCGGGCCUGGCAAGCAGCCCUCGGGUACCCGGCCACCCCUUUUCACCCUCGGCACCCGGUAUCCACUCGCCUGUCGGUGGUCUGACCAGGCAGCAGUCCGGCGGCGACGUUGUCAGUUUCUCUCUCCCCUCACCUCUAACCUCUAGACAGACUCCUACCCCCAGCAGCUCUCCGGCACGUCAGCCCCCUGCCAAACCUCCAGAAGCAUGCAUAGACGAGCCUAAGAGUGCUGCUGGGGGCAACCCCAAACUCAACCAGCUCCUGGACGGCAACCCUGAACACGACUCCCAGUCCCGUUCUGGAGCCCAGUGCCCGGCCUCUCACAGCACCCUGACUGAGCGGCACAAGAUUCUGCAUCGCCUGCUCCAGGACAUCAGCCCUGCAGACGUAUCCAAUGAGCCUGAGAUCAAGAAGGAGCCUCCAACAAGUCCUAAUUCGGCUUUGGCGGCAAGGAUGGGAGGCGGGAAAGAGCCGCAGGACCACCAGCUGCUACGUUUCCUGCUGGAUACAGAUGAAAAGGACCUGGAGGACCUGCCACCUCCAGCCGCCCUCAGCCUUCAGACGGUCAAGGUGAAGUCAGAGAAAAAAGGGAGCAGAGAAAAUGUACCAUGUGCAGCUGCUGCAUCUGCAACGACAUGCUCACCUAAAUCCAGUGACAGGCAAAGCCCGCAGUUUCCCAGUACCGAUCUGGAUACUUUAAACCAGCUGUUGCCCACUUUGAGAAGCUCAGCAGGAGGGAAAGCUGUGGAGGAGCCUGCACUCAUCCAGCCCAGUGAAGACAACCUUUCUAUUGGGUUGAGCGUGAAGAAAGAGUCACCGGUAACGUCGAGCCAAGCAUUCCCUGAUGGCUCAAACCUCACACGUCAGUCCUCUUUUGAGUACUGCGACCCCUCCACACCAAACCAGGCCCAGGGUCAGGUACAGGUGGCUGAUCUGGGGCAGACAGACCCAUUUCAGCCAUCUAAGGAAAGCGGCAGUCCCUUUGCCAAUCCAACCAGCCUCAACUCUUUCAAUACCAACACAGGUUUGGCCAAGCUGGAGCUUCCUGAUUCUCAGCAGUUCCCAUCUUUGCCCUUGGUUGAACCCAUGACUUUUGACAGCAGCUUGGGCAACCAGACGCAGGCCCCUCUGUCCUCUCCUCAAGAGCAGUGUGUUCCCUGUCCGCUGGAUGAGAUGCUGUGUCCUCCCACCACUCCCGAGGGCCGUAAUGAUGAGAAGGCCUUGCUGGAGCAGCUGGUCACUUUUUUAAGCCACACCGAUGAGAGCGAGCUGGCCGAGUUGGACCGAGCACUGGGCAUUGACAAGCUUGUUCAAAGUGGAUGCCUCGAACCUGUCACCCCGGCCUUUCCUCUGCCUCAGCUCCCAAACGCUGUACCUAUGGACCCCAAGCUACCCAGCUAUCCCACCCAGUUCCCAUCUUCACCCUCACAGUUUCCUCCCGAGAUGGGCACAACACAGGGCAUGAGCUUCGGGGCCCCAAGAAUGCCGUUUCCUGGCAACGCGGGCAUGGCGGUGCGGCCCGGCAUGAACCGGACUCCCGGUGCGCCCAACCAGCUGCGACUGCCUCCCAACCAGCUGAGACUCCAGCUACAGCAACGUUUGCAAGGUCCACAGCAGCUCCAGAACAGACUCGCCGCCAUGGGCCAGUUCCCACAAGGGGGGCAUGUUGCCAUGGGGAUGCGCCAGGGUAUGCCGCAGCCUCAGAUGCCCUCUCAGCCUCCUCUCAACGCUCAGAUGAUGGCCCAGCGGCAACGGGAGCUCUACAGUUUCCAGCACCGCCAGCGGCAGCUUUUGCAGCAGAAAGUCAUGCUGAUGAGGCAGGGCAUAAACCCUGGACCUCUGGGAGUGCAGCAGGUUCCCAAGGGUCCCCCGCAGCAGCAACCACAACCUCAGCCACAGCAGUUUGGCUAUCCUCCAGGCUACAACGCCAUGCCUGGAAGCACACCUACCUCCCCGAGCCACUUUAACCCCAUAGGGGGACCUCUGGACCCCAAGCUGUCUACCAGGGGUGGCAUGGGCAACCAAGGCAUUAUGGGAGGCAUUCAAGGACAGUUUGGUGGACCUGUGAACACUCCUGUUCAGCAGGGGCUUUUUCAGCAAUUUGGGGGGCCUGGCAUGAUCCAGCAAGGAGAUCCAUCCUUUGCUCCCGAGCUCAGCCCAACCAGCCCUUUGCUUUCACCACAGAACUCCACCUCCCAGAGUCCUUUGCUCCAGCAAGCGCAACCUCCACCUGGUUAUCAGUCACCUGACAUAAAGAACUGGCAGCAAGGCGCUAUGGGCAACAACAGUAUAUUUAACCAGGCUGGCGGCCAGCCUACCUCUCAAAGCUUUGGGCAGCAAGGCGUGUAUAACAACAUGAGUAUCACCGUCUCAAUGGCUGGCGGAUCAGGAGCGGUGAGCUCUCUACCUCCCAUCGGACCAUCUGUCGGCAUGGGCAACAACAACCUUGGCAACGUCACUUCAAUGUGUAAUGAUCAGGUACAGCAGGUUCAGGUGUUUGCUGAUGUCCAAUGCACGGUUAACCUGGUGGGCAGCGACUCCUACCUGAACCAGUCAGGUCCCAUAGGGUCCCAAAAGGGUCCGAGCGGGACCCCCACAUCCCAGUCUCAGCAGAAGAGCCUGCUUCAGCAGCUCCUGACCGAGUGACACCUCAAACACCUGCCAGAGGACCGUAUCCACACAUAGAGAUUUGUAUUCUUCACCUUCGGUUUCUAUACAGUAUAUCUGCAGGGUUGGUGCCUGGGCCCAGGCUUGUGAGAUUUCAUAGGCGUUUGAUGGAGCGCUCAUUCCUGGUCACUUUUUAUAAAGUCUGCUUCCUGAAUGGAGUAAAGAUCACGUUGCAAGAAUUUGCCAAGUCUGUACAAGGACCUGCUGCUUCAGCCGGCUAAACGUCCUAUCAGUCAGGCCACCGUUGCAGUGCUUCUUGGAGAGCGGCACGGCAGCCGAGCUCGGAUUGGUCGGAUUGGAAACCGGGGCGGGCUGUUGCCCUAUUGUUGCUAUUUUCAUGGUAUAUUGCUCAGUUUCAGCUGGAUCUGUGACUGGUAGGCUCUCCCCAGCAGUGCCUGAUUAUGGGAAGUAUUUCCCACCUCUUUAUUUGUUGUUUCGUUGCUUUUUAAUGUCUGUCGCCGUCUUCAGAACAAGCAUCGCCCGGAUGGGAGACUGCUCUGUUGUGCGUAUUUGUAUGCCGCAGGCUUUCCUGGCAAGACUGUUUUGAAACGGCAGAUGAUUUUGUUUAUGUCCUACACAUUUCCCCCCCCAGCAGCUGUGAAUACGAGCCACUUAGGGUCAACUCAGCCUUUCAGUGUUGUUUGCGGCUAUGUGUUGUGCAGGUUGGUAUUAUUGUACAGCAUAAACGGACAAAGUUGAGAUAAACCCACACUUUCAAAAUACAGGCAAUUCACCUUUUAAAAGCAUCAUCAUGAUCAGUUUGCUUUUUUUAAUAAUAGCUUUGAGAAUCUAUCAAUUUUGUUUUUAUUUUAAAAAUUUAUUUUUAAAAUCAAAAAGUGUUACAAACGUAACAAACCUCAAUAUUAUCCGGGGGGUAUUGUGUGCUCUAAGCGUGUAUAUAUGUAUAUGUAUAUGUAU
Molecule: messenger RNA, 5810 nt
Organism: Paramisgurnus dabryanus
Lineage: Eukaryota; Metazoa; Chordata; Actinopteri; Cypriniformes; Cobitidae
Gene: ncoa1
Product: nuclear receptor coactivator 1
Biological process (GO): cellular response to hormone stimulus; positive regulation of transcription by RNA polymerase II
Cellular component (GO): nucleus
Molecular function (GO): protein dimerization activity; nuclear receptor binding
Source: RefSeq, a predicted model, not a curated record